This is a messenger RNA of Fusarium coffeatum, 3231 nucleotides long. RefSeq lists its product as uncharacterized. Gene Ontology annotation, cellular component: nuclear pore outer ring. Gene Ontology annotation, molecular function: structural constituent of nuclear pore. Lineage: Eukaryota; Fungi; Ascomycota; Sordariomycetes; Hypocreales; Nectriaceae. Bases 1 to 3231 code for a protein of 1076 amino acids. Gene Ontology annotation, biological process: protein import into nucleus; mRNA export from nucleus; positive regulation of DNA-templated transcription. The transcript has 2 exons. The record is from RefSeq and is a predicted model, not a curated record.
AUGGCUUUUCGAUUCGUCGUGGACUCCAGCCCACCUAAUAGCCCAGUACCAUCGACCCCCGGCAGGUAUGAGGAUGAUGUCGGCGAACAUCCUUCGACAACUCCUGGUGGACCACCACCACCAUCCUCGGCUCCCUCUUACACACCGGCCGGCGCACCAUCAAGUUCUCUGUUUGGUGGCAUGACCGAUACUAAGCCUCUCAGCUUUGGGGUAUCCAACACUGGAUCCGGAAGGAAUCUUUUCGGGCGGGAUAGCAUCUCAAGCAACCACCCACUUGGUCGGUCGAUAAGAGGACGACAACCUUCGGGACUGAGUCGUCAAUUUAGCGCUGCCGAUGAGGAAGAUGAGGACGAAGAGCAAGAUGUUGAGGAGGAGAUGGAGCUUCCGCCACCUCGAGGUAACCUUUUCCGAAUGUCUGCGGCUCCAGAUGACCGCCCACGUGAAGUCGAUGCCGAGAUCGAGAAAUACAUCGACCAGGAUAUUGCUGAUGAUGGGGAGGAGGACGAAUAUGAGGAGGAAGAGCCAGUGUUCGAGCGCGAAAGCUCUGAAGAGCCCGAUAUGUUUCUCAACAUGAGACAUGACGACCGACCUUACGGCCAGCCCAUGAUUGGAGACGAGUCCGACCUCAUGGUGCUUAAUACCCCGGCCGCGACAACUCGAGUGCGCAGAGAAGCAGAAAGCAUCUUUAGACAAACUUCAGCCCAUCUCGGCAUGUCGGGCCGCCAGGAGGGUUUCCAAUUCGCAUCGAUCGCCAAGAACUUAUAUAAUCAAUUUGAUCCCGCCCAAAUUGUUGAGCCUGAAGACAUGAUUCUCGACACCGAAGAACUCGUAUGUCGACUGUACGAAGAAGGAGUUGGACCCGAAGAAGAUGUUGAAAAGAUGGACAACUCUCUAUCCAACAUCACAUUCCGCCUUACUCAGUUAUGGAACAGAUGCGUGGACGGGCUUCCCCAACCAGAAGGAGAGGAUUUCGCUUCAGUUGGCCCCGGGCUCAAUACACAGCCAUUUGAGAAGGCUGCUUACAUUGCUCAACUGAUACUCCGUAUGCACCACACUCGAUUCGACACCAAUACCGAGGAGGAGAAGACACCGCCUUUACCCGAGAUCAUGUUCGAUUGGAUGCAGAACAGCCACAAUCUCUAUCCCGACCAAGUUCGCGAUAUCAGUCGCCACAACCCUAGCCCUGCAUGCCAUAGUCUAUUUUGGCAGACUGUGCGAUGCUCUCUGCUUCGUGGAGAUGUCGGAAGUGCGUCUCAGCUCUUGAGAAACGCUGGUUGGGAGCAUGUUCGACGGGGCCCUCGAGGUGAGUAUGCAUACAUAGGCAAAUCGCUCGAGAACGUCAGACGGUUCGCUGCUGCUACUGCCGACAUCCUGGACCAAUGUCCGGCUGUGAGAUCGGAAUGGGAUAUCUGGAAUAGCAACUGGACUCUUUUCCGAAUCCAGGCCCGCGGCUCUCUGAACCGAAUGACUCUGUUUGCGGAAGGAAAAGAGCAGGAUGUGCAAGAUUUGAUGGACGAUGAAUUCAACCCUCAACCACAAUCACUAUCGUCAAUGGCUCGAAAGGCAUCAAGCCAGAUCCCCUGGGAUAUCUACGAAAACCUGCAGACCGUGUAUGGUAUCAUGCUCGGAAACCAUGAAGACAUUAUGGAAGUCGCCCAGGAUUGGUGUGAGGCGACGAUAGGUCUCUUCGGAUGGUGGGACGACGGAAACCAACGCCAUAAAGCACUUAGACUUUCGCAGUCGCAAUUGCGAGCGUCGUCCCGCUUUGCUGGCUCCGAGGACUACUUUGAUCGACUGGCAACUGCCUUCCAUAUGGUGAUUCAAUCAGACCUCAAUCCUAAUGUCAUGAACCCCGUCGAGGUUGCAGUGGCCUCUGCAUUUGAAGGCAACGUUAACGCCGUGCUGGGUUUCUUGAGAAUAUGGUCAUUGCCUCUGGCAUGCACCGUGGCGGAAGUUGCCUCUCUUGGUGAAUGGCUACCCGCCCCUGACGUCCCCAGCUUGUUCCCUACUGAUAGUCUCGAUAUGGACGAUCUUGCGCUUCUAGGCGUGACUCAGCCAGGACCUGACGAGCUCGAAGGCAUCAAAGACACAACCCUUGUCCUGUACGCUAGGGAACUGGCAGGAAUAGAGCAAUUGUCACCAGAGCGUGACGGAUGGGAAAUGGCCAUUCAGGUCUUGGGUCGAAUGGACUCGCCGGAGAAGUCAGAAGAAACCGUCGGCGAGCUUCUUAGGGAUCUUCUCGAGACCCUCAACGAGAACUCGGGCCCGACUGUUGAUAAAAUCUGGGCGAUACUGAACGAUCUCGGCAUGAUCAACUACGCCGAGGAAACAGCAGAGACAUUUGCAGAGAUUCUUUCCAAGGAGUCUCAUCGCUACGGCGAGGCGCUUUGGUACUAUGCACUGUCUCACCGAUCGGACAAGGUUCGUGAGGUACUGAACCUACUCAUGUCUUACUCGCUUGUCCAGUCUACAGUCUAUCCUUCAGAGAAGGAUCUUGACCAUGAAUUGAAGGACUUAUUACGAAAGCGAACCGAGACUUUGGAGAAGCGUGCCAAGCAAGAUCUGGAAGCAGCCCAGCUGCUCGGUCGAAUGCUUAGUGGCUAUGCUACACUACGCAAGUUUUACGAGCUCCGCGAUGCUGAAGACUUCGAUAACAUCUCACCAACUAAAGCUUUGAAGAUGAAGAAGCAGGCUGCGUCCGCGUUGGUGGCUGUCAUCUCCAGCUCCGAUGACAAUAUUCGUGGUGGACUCUAUGACGAAAGCAGGGAUGCAGUAGUGAGUGAGGAUUUCCUCUUGGCUCUCCUGGGCGAGGCCACCGUUUUCAUCAACCAGUCGCCGGCCGUUGUCACACUUUCACAAAUCGAUGUUCUACUCAAGGCCAUUGAAGAUCUUCAGACAGUUGGUGAUCGAGUUUACUCAGCGUGCGAUGACUUUUUCAACCUUGUGCUGGCAUCUGCACAAGGCCUGAAGGGCUCUACACCGCAGGGCCUAAUGGCCAAAUCAACAGGUGGUCUAGGCGGAAGUUUCAUGAUGACCGGAAGCACCAUGUUGGUGAAUCACUUGCACAAGUCGAUCUCCGCUGGAGCAAAGGUCAACAGAGGAUGGGAUUGGAGGAAGGGCUGGAUUGCAACAAGCAAGGGCGAAGAUGUCCUCCGAAAGUUACGAUUGGGACUCGCGAAGGAUUUGGCAGCCCUUUGGCUAGAAGAUGCAGACGGAGCUGUCUCGUAUUAG